AUGGUGAAACUAAUCCACACAUUAGCUGAUCAUGGUGAUGAUGUCAACUGCUGUGCAUUCUCCUCUUCCCUCUUGGCCACUUGCUCUUUGGACAAAACAAUUCGCCUGUACUCCCUCAGUGACUUUACUGAACUGCCCCACUCACCAUUGAAGCUUCACACCUAUGCUGUCCACUGCUGCUGUUUCUCCCCUUCAGGACAUAUUUUGGCUUCCUGUUCAACAGACGGUACCACUGUCCUAUGGAAUACUCAAAAUGGAGAGCCUUUGGCAGUGAUGGAACAGCCCAGUGGUAGCCCCGUGAGGGUUUGCCAGUUUUCCCCAGACUCCACUUGUUUGGUGUCAGGCGCAGCUGAUGGAACAGUUGUUUUGUGGAAUGCUCAGUCAUACAAGUUAUAUAGGUGUGGUAGUGUUAAGGAUGGCUCCUUGGUGGCCUGUGCAUUUUCUCCUGAUGGAAACCUCUUUGUCACUGGCUCCUCGUGUGGAGAUUUAACAGUGUGGGAUGAUAAAAUGAGGUGUUUGCAUAGUGAAAAAGCACAUGAUCUUGGAAUUACCUGCUGUGAUUUUUCUUCACAGCCAGUUUCUGAUGGAGAGCAAGGUCUUCAGUAUUUUCGAUUGGCAUCAUGUGGUCAGGAUUGCCAGAUCAAAAUUUGGGUUGUUUCUUUUACCCAUAUCUUAGGUUUUGAAUUAAAAUAUAAAAGUACACUGAGUGGGCACUGUGCUCCUGUUCUGGCUUGUGCUUUUUCUCAUAAUGGGCAGAUGCUAGUCUCGGGAUCAGUGGAUAAAUCUGUCAUAGUGUAUGAUACUAAUACUGAGAAUAUACUUCACACAUUGACUCAGCACACCAGGUAUGUCACAACUUGUGCCUUUGCACCCAAUAUCCUUUUACUUGCUACUGGUUCAAUGGACAAAACAGUGAACAUCUGGCAAUUUGAUCUGGAAACACCUUGCCAAGCAAGGAGCACAGAAGACGAGGCGAAGCAAUUUCCUGAAGACUGGUCAGAGGAUGAUGUUUCAGUGUGGCUUUGUGCCCAAGGUUUAAAUGACCUUGUUGGUAUUUUCAAAAUGAAUAACAUUGAUGGAAGAGAAUUGUUGAAUCUCACCAAAGAAAGUCUGGCUGAUGAUUUGAAAAUUGAAUCUCUAGGGCUGCGGAGUAAAGUGCUGAGGAAAAUUGAAGAGCUCAGGACAGAGGUGAAAACCCUUUCUUCUGGAAUUCCUGAUGAAUUUCUAUGUCCAAUAACUAGGGAGCUUAUGAAAGAUCCUGUCAUUGCAUCAGACGGCUAUUCAUAUGAAAAGGAAGCAAUGGAAAAUUGGAUCAGCAAAAAGAAACGUACAAGUCCCAUGACAAAUCUUGUUCUUCCUUCAGUGGUACUUACACCAAACAGGACUCUGAAAAUGGCCAUUAGCCGAUGGCUGGAGACACAUCAAAAAUAA
Messenger RNA from Puma concolor (puma), 1431 nucleotides. The record is from RefSeq and is a predicted model, not a curated record. NCBI's taxonomy places the organism in Eukaryota, Metazoa, Chordata, Mammalia, Carnivora, Felidae.